AUGCAGCACUUCACAUUAAUCAAAUUGCUCACAGUGAUCUCAAUUAGCAGUCAGGCUUAUUGUAAAAAUAUUUACGAAUGCCCCACGGCGGCUGACAGACAAACUGCUGCCGUCGAUCCGACUUUCAAGCCAAGAACCGCGGGUUAUUGUGCCCGGCUGAUCAGUGCUAAAGAGCUGGCGGAUGAUAAAAAUUCACUUUUGCCAAGGAUUCAAGGUUUUGAUUACUACGUGACACAAGCCACGAAUGUUGAUAGUCUGGGAAAAUUCAGUUGCGAUGGAAAAAUAGUGGCCAAGGGACGUGUAACGACGAAGUUUUGUUCUACUAGCGAUUUGAUGAAUCCUGCCUUAAAAGAAAGAAUGAUGACCAAAAAAAAUAUGAAUGAUCUUGCUACCAUAUUAUAA
Puccinia triticina is the source of this 402-nucleotide messenger RNA. RefSeq lists its product as uncharacterized. NCBI's taxonomy places the organism in Eukaryota, Fungi, Basidiomycota, Pucciniomycetes, Pucciniales, Pucciniaceae. Bases 1 to 402 code for a protein of 133 amino acids. The record is from RefSeq and is a predicted model, not a curated record. The transcript is spliced from 3 exons.